UAAAAUUUCAUUUUUUAGAUUUUUAUGAAUUUCCGCCACUUAUUUUUUGUAAAAAUAUCUUUGCUCUACAAUUAAUCUGUGUUCUGUUUACACCAUGUUGUUGAAGAAACUGCUGAAUAUAUUUAUGUACAUUAUGCGUACCUUGAGUUUAUUGUGUACUCUGUACAGUGUACACAUUCCUCUUCUUUUCAGACACAAAAUGCCUCCUCUACAAUACUUUGAUAAAGCAGUGGAAGCCAUAUUUAAAAACUGGUCGGGAUUCCAGUUCGCUUUACAGCAGGGCGCUGGCGGUCCUGAGAAUAAAGAUAAAGAAUCCUGGUUUAUUUCCGCAACAGAAUCUUGGUUCUACGAAAACACAAACCUUCAAGGGUACGAGGUCGCAGACUUUCUCGAGCAAAUCCUCCAGCAGGAGUUCGAUCUCAUCAUCGAGGACGGGUCCUUGGAGGAGGUCGGGGAAAAGGUGUGUCGGUAUUAUAAUCUGUGUUCUACGAGAACGGGAGAUGAGGUUCUAGAACAAUUGCGCCUUUUGCCACGUUGUGAUCUUAGUUUGUUUAAAUGUGAAGACGAUAAUGAAGAAGAAAGUGGUGAUGAAGAAGAAGAAAUUAAUAGCGGCGAUCUGAACAGUUUAGAAGAUAAUAUUGAAAAUAUGGAGGUUUCUGAACCUCAUGGCCCUACAGUCGACGAGGAUGGAUUCACGAUGGUGGAGAAGAAGAAGAAAAGAUAGAAGCAAUAAAAUAUUUUUUCUUUAACAUAAAAUAUAUUUUUUUCAGA
Molecule: messenger RNA, 771 nt
Organism: Eurytemora carolleeae
Lineage: Eukaryota; Metazoa; Arthropoda; Copepoda; Calanoida; Temoridae
Product: pre-rRNA-processing protein TSR2 homolog
Exons: 4
Coding region: 95-724 (209 amino acids)
Biological process (GO): maturation of SSU-rRNA from tricistronic rRNA transcript (SSU-rRNA, 5.8S rRNA, LSU-rRNA)
Cellular component (GO): nucleus
Source: RefSeq, a predicted model, not a curated record